Molecule: messenger RNA, 1152 nt
Organism: Magnolia sinica
Lineage: Eukaryota; Viridiplantae; Streptophyta; Magnoliopsida; Magnoliales; Magnoliaceae
Exons: 6
Coding region: 78-551 (157 amino acids)
Biological process (GO): regulation of DNA-templated transcription
Cellular component (GO): histone deacetylase complex
Molecular function (GO): protein binding; transcription coregulator activity
Source: RefSeq, a predicted model, not a curated record
GUGUGACGUGAAAAUGGUGCGUGAUUUCUAGAAGGCUGAUUGGGUUUUGGUGGAAGAUCGGCCCCACACGUGCCAAUAUGGUGGAUGUUACAAAAAUAAAGAUAGAGAUCAGCAUCGAUAAUGCAAUGGAAGCUACAGUGGGCCACGCAGAGUUUGAUCAGAAAGAAUAUGAACGAUGUGGAUCUGAUUUGAUAUCCGAUAUCAUCCGAAAACCCCACAUUCCAAAACCUCGGCCGCUAAAAAUGGUUGGACCAGACCACAAAUCUACAAUACAGAGGACCCACAUAAAAGAUCCGACGGGUUCACAGCCCAAGGGACCCACAACAUCUGCUCAAUACAUUACAACAGUCGAUUUCAGCAAACUGGAAAUGAGUUCGCUUCGGAGAUAUUGCCGAUUCUACAAACUUGUCGGGCAUGACCUCAAAAUCACACCCAAAGAACAGCUGGUUGAUGUUGUUCAGAGGCAUUUCGCGCCCCAGCGAUUGGAUGAAAUGCAGGUCAUUGUCGAACUUGUGCAGGCUUUUAAGAGACCGAAGAACACAGAUGAAUGAUCCACAAGAUUGCACAUGCAUUUGAUUAUAACUAAUCAAGACAUGUUUCUUUCGCAGUUCGUAGUUAUUUUCUCUAACAAAUUGAGUUCUUGGUUUUUUAUUUCUCCCCUUUCAACAUAAUUGUUAUUUGAGUUUUCCCAGUUAGAGGUUUUUAAAAGUGUGUUUGGAUGCAAUAUCGAAUUAAAUUGCCAUCUAUUAGUCUAAUAAACUAUGUAAAAUCAAAUUACAAUUCCUCAUCGCAUGCCUAAUGAGGGGUUCAGAAUUGCAAUUGCAUUACUUUUAAGUUGGAUUUGAAAGAAGCCUGAUUGAAAUUUGAGGGCUAAUUCCUCAUUUUAAGAAGUCGAUCGAUCACAACUCAGUUCAUUAUUGUAAUCAAGCGUGGUCCCAUGUUAGCGAAGUGAAGCAGUGAAGAACAACAGUUAAGUGGAUUGUGUUUGGAUUAAGAGAAUACUCUGGAACAUGUCUCGUUUUACACUUUGCUUAAGAAAAGUAAUUGUGGAAUUCCAUUUCUAUUUCUAAGAUUUUACUUAGGGCUUGUUUAGAUAAAUUUAGAAAGAAGGAAAAAAAAAAACAUUACAUUACAUUUAAGGAAAAUCAUAGA